Messenger RNA from Coturnix japonica (Japanese quail), 2278 nucleotides. RefSeq names its product interleukin 22 receptor subunit alpha 2 (gene IL22RA2). Gene Ontology annotation, cellular component: plasma membrane. Gene Ontology annotation, biological process: cytokine-mediated signaling pathway. The record is from RefSeq and is a predicted model, not a curated record. Gene Ontology annotation, molecular function: cytokine receptor activity; protein binding. NCBI's taxonomy places the organism in Eukaryota, Metazoa, Chordata, Aves, Galliformes, Phasianidae.
GAUAAAGCAAUAUUGCCAGACAUUUGGGAAUUAGUCCCUGAAAAAAGCACAUUUUUCUCAUUGGUUUGUUUCAUAAUUAGUUCCAAACUUCAGAGUGAGUGAAGCUUCCAAGUAAGAGCGAUUGCUUACGUUUAAUUUAGAACAACUAAUAUAUUUCCCACCUAGCCACAACAGGGAAUUUAUAAAUAGGGAAGUCACUUUAAUAAUUACUUCCUCAUAAGACAUGCCCAAGAGGAAAAGAGAUGCUCUCAGUCAUGGAGCUGCUCUCCUAAGCAUGAGGGGGAUCAGGCUUUCCUCCCUCUGCUUUCUGAUGCACCUGCUGCAGGACAAGAUAAGCACCACUUUAGUCCUGGAAAAUCAAGACCUGCGAGAUGCAAUCAAGCCACGGGAGGUAUGGUUUUACUCACUGAACUUCAACAACACCCUGCGCUGGCAGCCUGGGAGAGCUGGAGAGGGAGAAACCACGCUCUACUUUGUGCAGUAUAAAGUGUAUGGGCAAAGCAAGUGGCAAAACAAAGAGGAGUGCUGGGGGAUUCAGAGCCAUUUUUGUGACCUGACGGAGGAGACUUCUGAUGCCUAUGAGCCCUACUAUGGGAGGGUACAAGCUGCUUUGGAUGGUGUGCAAUCCGACUGGAGCCUCAGCUGCAGAUUCACUCCCUGGCGAGAAACUAUGAUAGGACCUCCAACAAUAAAGGUGGUUCACAGCAACAAAUUCAUAAAAAUAAAGCUCCAGGCUCCACGAUCGGCUUAUAGAAGGAAGAGAGGCAGCACGAUACCAAUGACAAAUUAUUAUGAUCUUCAGUACCAAGUUUUCAUAAUUAACAACUUGCUAGAUGAGCAACACAGAGUGCUGGUGUAUGAAGGAAAAGACAAGGUGAUCAAAAUAGAAGAUCUGAAGCUGGGAGUCAGCUACUGCAUCGUGGCUAGAACAUCAGUGCUGGCACUGGGCCGCAGCAGUGCCUACAGCAGCAGGCGGUGCAUCGUGCUGCUGUGAACAGGCAGCCAUCGCCACAAGCCAGAGCCAGAGAGGAUGCAACAAAGUGACAGCCGGCCACCCCUUCCCUAAAAGGAGAAGGUAACAUAAAUACUGCUGUCCCACAGGGAAUCAUUUUCCAGAGUUCUUGCAUCUUCUCAGCUCAUUCCACUCCAGAUGAGAAUGAUACACCCAAAAAGGUUAGAAGAAUGGUGUGGAUAAUAACUUGCAUGCUGUCAGAGUGCUCAGAAAUGCCUCCUUCUUCCCUUUCUUCGGUUACGCAUAAUAUUGUUUCAUCAGUUUUUACUGCUGUCAAGCAAUUAUUAACCAGGAAAACAAGUGGUCUCCAGCUUUGUUAACAGGCAAUUCUGCUGCAGCUUCUCCAGGGACUUACCCAGUGUGUUUAAUCUAAAUGUACCCGUCCUCACUUAAUGGCCAUUAUUCAGGUGUUAUGUGUUUAAAAAUGAGUCGUUUAUCAAACUUCAUGAGUUUCCAUGAGCCAAAAUGCAAGAGUUAUUUCAAUUAGCUGGUCUGAAUAGUCUGUUUACUCAUCUCGAUCAAAGUAUUAUAUUCAUGUAUCACUUGCUUAGCAGAGAGAUUUAUUAUUCAUCCUGACUUGCAGGUGCCAAGGGCAAAGCUUAUGAGGACAUAUGUGACCUUGCCAACAGCAAGCUUAAGUUUGGGUCCUUUCUAAGGGGGGAAACCAGGAAAUCUUCAGAGUUUGAGCCUGUGCUCCUGGGUGCCUCUUGUAACAGAUUUUCCUUCUGCUUCAUAAUGUGAUGCAUAACGUUAGUCUUCCUUGAGAUACAGUCAAUAGUUCAGGCUAAGGAGCUUGUUUCUAGUUGAUUUUCCCAACUGAUGAAGGGUUUUCCCUCUACUGUACAAGCCUGAAAGCUCUGGUAAGAGCAGAACAGCCUACAGAGGUAUAGGAGGAGUGCGGGCAAAGGGCAUGUAUUGCAUCUUCAGUUGAAGUCCAUAGCAUGCAGCUUAAACAUGCACUGCAGCAGCAGUUCUUUCUCUUCCCAGUUACUGGGAUAAUGGUGGAGGCUGCCUCCUGUUACAAGCCCAGCUGUAAACCAGCAUCUGGGGUCUAGAAAAUGGCUGGACUACAUAUGUGGAUGCUUUUUAAAUUAAACCUUGCUGCAUUAAACAAUUAAUGCAUCCCAAUCAUUUGAUGUUACACAAAUCCCAGAGAUUCUUUGUAUGCCCUAUAGCACAAUUUAAGACAAUAUGUAUCUGCGUUUACAGAGCAAAGAGUUUUGUAUUGUAAUAAAAAAUAAAAUAAAAUGUGAAAAGCACUUGUGG